UGUCCUCCAAAUGGCUCGUACCAAGCAGACGGCGCGUAAAUCCACGGGCGGGAAGGCGCCCCGCAAGCAGCUGGCCACCAAGGCCGCCCGCAAGAGCGCGCCGGCCACGGGCGGCGUGAAGAAGCCGCACCGCUACCGGCCCGGCACCGUAGCCCUGCGCGAGAUCCGCCGCUACCAGAAGUCCACGGAGCUGCUGAUCCGCAAGCUGCCCUUCCAGCGCCUGGUGCGCGAGAUCGCGCAGGACUUCAAGACCGACCUGCGCUUCCAGAGCUCGGCCGUCAUGGCGCUGCAGGAGGCGUGCGAGGCCUACCUGGUGGGGCUGUUCGAGGACACCAACCUUUGCGCCAUCCACGCCAAGCGCGUCACCAUCAUGCCCAAGGACAUCCAGCUCGCGCGCCGCAUCCGCGGGGAGCGGGCGUGGGCCAAAGCGCCUCACUUGGAGCUGGUGUACUUGGUGACGGCCUUGGUGCCCUCGGACACGGCGUGCUUGGCCAGCUCGCCGGGCAGCAGCAGGCGCACGGCCGUCUGGAUCUCGCGGGACGUGAUGGAGGCGUUUGAGGUUAUAAAUAGGAGCGCCCAACAGAUUUGCUACCUUGGGUGCUUUGCUAUGGCUCGUACCAAGCAGACAGCGCGCAAGUCGACGGGCGGGAAGGCGCCCCGCAAGCAGCUGGCCACCAAGGCCGCCCGCAAGAGCGCGCCGGCCACGGGCGGCGUGAAGAAGCCGCACCGCUACCGGCCCGGCACCGUGGCCCUGCGCGAGAUCCGGCGCUACCAGAAGUCCACGGAGCUGCUGAUCCGCAAGCUGCCCUUCCAGCGCCUGGUGCGCGAGAUCGCGCAGGACUUCAAGACCGACCUGCGCUUCCAGAGCUCGGCCGUCAUGGCGCUGCAGGAGGCGUGCGAGGCCUACCUGGUGGGGCUGUUCGAGGACACCAACCUGUGCGCCAUCCACGCCAAGCGCGUCACCAUCAUGCCCAAGGACAUCCAGCUCGCGCGCCGCAUCCGCGGGGAGCGGGCGUAACUGUUACCCAAAGUAAAACGAAAACCCAAAGGCUCUUUUCAGAGCCGCCUAGAGUUUCCGUGGGAGAGCUGUAAGGAAAAUCGGAAUCUGUUCCCCAAACAGAACUACGUCCAGGUGGGACAGGCGCUGUGGUUGCCGAACUCCUUGUUCCAUAGGCCGCUUGCCUGCCUCCAGUCCUUCCUAUGUAGCAGCAGCCCCAGCCUAAUUCGUGGCUGUGCUCUUACUGGAAAAGCUGGCUUACCCCCACGGGAGGCCUGGAGUGGCCGCUAAAGCUCUAACCAGCAUUCAGCGUUGCAGCCUGCACCCUCUGAGAAGGUUGCCACUAGGCCUGAAACCGUGGUCCUUGCGUAACCCUUCCUUUGCUGGAAUUCCUCAACCAGGGAGGCCCCGCUUCCCACUUUAACUCCAGAAGGAAGUCCUGUGCCUCGGGCCAUGCAGCGUGUAGGGUUUAGUAUGUUUGCUCACGGAAAGGUGGGACUCCCCUCCCCGGGGUGGUGGGUAAACUAUGGCGUCCGUUCAGUCAGUGGCUCCGCAGUUGAGUAAAGCCGAGUCCCCAGCGGGAGCCAGAACCUGGCAUUCCCUGCAGUUUCUCUAACAGCAGCCGCACGUUGUUGCUGGAGCCGGUCCUCAGCCGCAGAACCCAGGACUCAGGUUCAGGAUCAUCGGGCUGCCCGGUCCCAUGUUUCUGCCUUGACGCUAACUUCCAAGCGCCAUGGCAACACAUGUGACUUUUACGUGAAUGUGGAAAGGGUUAUUAGGCUACCAGUUAUCAUAGCGACACGAAUACCCCUUUAAGAAUCGUUAUCUUAAGGUGGAAGGCAGGAAAUAGAAACUUAAACCCAAAUGGGUUGCAGUGGGGUUAAGGGGGAAGAAACAACUCCUGUACUUGUUGAAGUUUAAAAAAGCUUCAUUAGUAGUAGUCCUAAAGUGAAAACAGCUGUGUACUAUUAUCUUUCCAUGGACGGAUGGUUAUUACAGGGUGGAAAACAAAAGGAAAAAGGGGCCACAGGGUACACCUGACAAUCUCAGGGAAGGGGGCGCUGCAGGGAAGGGGGGAGGCCUGCAGAGGUGGAAAGUAUCCACAUAGGGCGAGCUGACAUGAAAACUUUCUAACUAAAAGCGAUUUGUGGCAGGUCCUCAGGGCCCCAGCUGGUACCUUCCCUGACAAAAGUCAGUUUUUACCUUAACUGAAUCUGUCUAUUGUCAUUUUGCAUCUAGGAUAACCCACCUUUGGAAUGUCAGGACAAUCCCCCCAGGGCAGCGACCACAAAUCCCAUGAUCUUUAUUUUAUGGUGUUAAUUGUUUAAGUUAACAUUAAAUUUAACGUGGUCCAU
This is a messenger RNA of Myotis davidii, 2352 nucleotides long. RefSeq names its product histone H3.v1. Bases 11 to 1018 code for a protein of 335 amino acids. Gene Ontology annotation, cellular component: nucleosome. The transcript has 3 exons. Lineage: Eukaryota; Metazoa; Chordata; Mammalia; Chiroptera; Vespertilionidae. The record is from RefSeq and is a predicted model, not a curated record. Gene Ontology annotation, molecular function: DNA binding; protein heterodimerization activity; structural constituent of chromatin.